Messenger RNA from Alternaria postmessia, 453 nucleotides. RefSeq lists its product as uncharacterized. The record is from RefSeq and is a predicted model, not a curated record. The transcript has 3 exons. Lineage: Eukaryota; Fungi; Ascomycota; Dothideomycetes; Pleosporales; Pleosporaceae. Bases 1 to 453 code for a protein of 150 amino acids.
AUGUCGGGAACUAGGCCUACCUUCACGCCCAUCAUCUCCAACCCGGCUCUCCUAUACACCCGUACCUGCUCUUACGUCACGCAGGGAGUGCCUGCAACUUAUACAGGUAUCUUCUGUGCAAAUGCCGAUCUCUUUAACUGGGUCAACAUUGGUGCUUACACGCUCGACAACUACCAAUUCCUCAACCCAUUCGCGGUCACUCCUCGCCCUUUCAUAGCCACGUUCGGCGACCAGCCUGCACCGACCACAGUCGCUACAAACACUGUUGUGGUGACCCAGACUGCCACCAACACUGCUUUUGCUCCCAUUCAGCCUGCAGCGACUACUACGGUCACUUCUGCUUCCGCCACUACUACACACUGUUACCUCGUGCCCAACGCCUUCAAGCACAUCCACGCCAUUGAGCUCUUCGAGCCCAUCUUCUUCUCUAAUCGUGCCGUCCUUCUCGUCUAG